Messenger RNA from Salvelinus fontinalis (brook trout), 2663 nucleotides. RefSeq lists its product as uncharacterized. The transcript is spliced from 3 exons. Bases 1242 to 2663 code for a protein of 473 amino acids. NCBI's taxonomy places the organism in Eukaryota, Metazoa, Chordata, Actinopteri, Salmoniformes, Salmonidae. The record is from RefSeq and is a predicted model, not a curated record.
AGCACUAGGUAUGACACAGCGCUGCAGAUACUGGUGUGGCAGUUCUUUGACAGACUGGAGGCGAUGAUGCCAGUGCCCAGCUUUACACAGACAGCAUCCAUUCUCAACCUGACCCCUACAGAUCUGGAAGAGUGUCAGCAGUCUUUCUUUGAUCCUGAGCAUCUGAAGACACUGCUGCAGCAUCAUAGAAAUCUGGGGCACCUAAAAAAAGGUUAGGAUCCCUCAGGUGAUCUAUUUGAACUUUUUAACCUCUGGGUGAAAUAACUGUGGGGGAUUCUCCUGAAAGAGAAUUUUGAAUUAUUUGUAUUCUCUCUCUUUUCAAGAUCUUUUAUUCUAUGACUCUGAUACCAUCCUGUCCACGUUGUCCUGCCUCGCUCCCUCACUGAAGUCUAAACAGACCAAAAGAGACAGAGAAAAAGGCACGGUGAAGAACGAGAGUGAUGUGAGGAGAAAGGGAGAGAAUGACAAUGCUCAAGGACCGAAAGAACAGGAGAGUGGCGAGGAGGGACAGCAAGAAGUCAGUGGGGAGGACGAAGGGAAGUGAUGGGGGCGCUGAAAAACUGGAAGAGGCUGGGGAACCCUCUGGGAACUCUGGGCAGCAGAAACAGCCAUCAUUAGUGGCCAUCAAUGGACAAGCUAAAGCCAAGCCCCCCCAGUCCCAGGGCUUUUCCUGCUCACAGUGCCAGUUCUCCAACAGGAGAUGACUCACCCUUCAGGAGCACAUCAAGAAGAACCAUCCAAAGGAGGACAGUGGGAUCCUGGGCUCUGGAGAAGCUGGAGCUGAGAACAACGUCAUGCCUGGCAGUGAGACGGAAAGCUCUUCAGCCAAGAAGAUCAGGAAGAACAGGUACAUCUGCUCCCAGUGUGGGAAGGGUCACAAAUGUUCAUAUGAGCUGAGACGACACGAAACCGUUCACUCUGAGGUGAAGCCCUUCUGUUACGGAGUCUAGUUGAUAGGUAAUCGACUAGCUGGACUGUUCCCCAGACUCCACGCGUAGGGAUUUGUACAAGGCUUAACAAGGCUAUUAAACUUGACAUUGGUGUCUGUCUUUAUUCCAUAAUCCGACAUAUCAUACUGAAACAUGGUAUCAGAAGUGGCUCGGAAAACACACAUUUGUUAUUUUUGUAGCUAAGUACAGUAUAGGCGCAGUUACGUUCCAUAUGCGAACACACGCCGUUUCCUACUCACAACACUGAUCAACUCGAUGUUAGCUGGCUAGCUAGCAUCACUACCUACCUCCAUGACUGAAGGCAAAGAAAUCUCCUAUUCCAUUGCUAUGGCAGCGAACAUUCCGCCACCAAAUCACAUGGUUCUCACAGGGGACUGGAAUACUAAUUGGGACAACUUCAGGGAUGAAUUCGAGGACUAUGCGCUGGCGACCGGUCUACAUGAGAAACCCAACGAGGUACAAGCGGCAACUCUGAGGACUUUAAUGGGCAGUGAAUGCAGGCAUAUCUACCGGCACAAUCUCACCCUCACGGCACGACAACAGUGUGAUGCAAAGGCUAUAUUGGAUGCAUUGGAGAAUUACUUCAAACCCGCCAGAAACGUCAUUUACGAGCGGUUCGUUUUCGGAAGCUGCAAACAGGAAGAGGGUGAGUCAGUACACAACUUUGUAACCCGUUUGAGAGAGAAAUCCGCCACUUGUGAAUACGGGGGAUUGAAAGAUGAAUUGAUUCGUGACAAAAUAGUACUGGGAAUUGCAAAUGAGAAUACGCGCCGGCGUCUACUGAGAGAGAGAGGCUUAACAUUAGUAACUGCCAUCGAAAUGUGCCGCACUGCUGAAGUCACUGACAUGAGAAUGAGAGCAAUGGAAACGGAAACCCCACGCUCCGACAUUGAUACUGUUCACGCUGUUGCUAGGCAGACAUUCAGACAAAACCAAUCGAGGCAGAGUAAUUCACCACGAACGGUGAACACAAAGAGCCCCGUAGCAUGUAAAUACUGUGGGAAUACACACACACGUGGCAAAGAGCACUGCCCUGCCUACGGAAAACCAUGCAGAGCUUGUGGAACUAAUAAUCACUUUGCAAAAGUGUGUCUCAAAAGCAAAAGAAGGGUGAGUGAGGGCAAGAUUCACUGUGUUGAUGAUGUUACUCAAUGUUCAGAGCUGAACACUGAAAGUGACAUUUACAUGCAUGAAUCCAUUGGGGCUGUACACUCAAGAGGGAAGAAAUGGUUUGUGACACUACGAUUACACAACAAGCAACAACAAUGUCAACUGGAUUCGGGUGCUACAUGCAACGUAAUGAGCUACAAAGACAAAAUCAAUCUGGCACCUGACACACAUCUAUUGCCCAGCGAUACUAGACUAAAGCUGUACUCAGGAGAACUAAUGAGCUCUAUGGGCCCCUUUGAGACCGAAUGUGUUAUUCGGGGACGCAAACACAAGCUGGAGUUUGAGAUUGUGAAAACCAGUCAAAAUCCUCUCCUCUCAGGCUCUACAUGCGAACGCCUGGGACUGAUGCAGUUCACUGUACCAAAUGACCUGCACAUUGUGGAUCAUGUCCAGCAUGGACCCCUGUCCAAAGAACAACUACUCAGCAGAUAUGACGAUGUAUUCAACAUGCCCGUUGAAUCAGUGCCUGGGGAGGUACACUUUGAAGUGGAUGAGAGCAUCACUCCAGUCCAGUGUGCUCCUCGCAUGGGCCCAUUGCAAUGA